Molecule: messenger RNA, 6132 nt
Organism: Thunnus maccoyii (southern bluefin tuna)
Lineage: Eukaryota; Metazoa; Chordata; Actinopteri; Scombriformes; Scombridae
Product: disintegrin and metalloproteinase domain-containing protein 11-like
Exons: 22
Coding region: 1732-4422 (896 amino acids)
Biological process (GO): proteolysis
Molecular function (GO): metalloendopeptidase activity
Source: RefSeq, a predicted model, not a curated record
AUAUCAGUCCUGCUACUGUUAUCAUCAUAAUAGGCUACUUGAAGCAGGUAUUUCUUGAUAGCAAUGAGAUGAUUAUAACAUUAUGCACUCCUAAAUGAGGUUACAGAACUCGAUAAUUGGCUUUAUGUCAUAUUUCACAGAUGAGAAGGAAGCAAAUUAUACAGCAAAAUCCCUGUGGCAACAAGUUUUAUUAGAAAACUUGAAUUACAGAACUGAUUGAGGAGUUUACUACAGAAACAGAGUCUUUGUUAGAACAUUAUGAACAGUCAAGGGGCCUCUGCUGUGUUUGUCGGGGUGAUUUUGCGUUCAACUGUAAAGUCUCUCCUCGAUCGAGACACACCUUCAUCCUCUGCAGACCUGUAGUCUUCAUAUAACGACUAUCCGGGAUACCAUUCAUACCCAUACCUUGAGAAAAAUGAAUGAAUAUUAAUCCCUAAUCCCUUUCAUGGUUUUUCUUCGACCGUGCACUUCAGCAGUCGGGGCUGUCGCAUCCUCUCCCUGCGCGGAGCUGCAUGGCAACGGGAGGAGGAGACUUGCUCGGGAUGAGGGAGGGUACCACGGUCCCACGUGUCCUCCUCACCCGCAGACCCAUCGCAUCUCUCUUCGCUUUCCCAUCCUCCGUUUCCGCAUACCGCAGAUUCGCAUAUACACACACACACUCAUGCAUACAACCUCAUCCAUGCACCCAUACGCACCCGCGCGCAGCCUUGCGUACUCUCCCGUUCUUCUUCAUAUUUCCUCACCUAUCAAUAUCCUGGCCUGUAUUGAUCAUCUCCGUCAUAAGCCUAGGCUAUGAUUCAUUUUGCAUCGUUCUGAUAUGCAAAUCCAAAUUCUCCAUAGCGGCCGGAGCUGAGAGUGGUGAGAGAGAGAGAGAAACAGAGAGAGAGGGGGGGAGAGAUGAGAGGACGCGCAUCAUCAGAUGUUUAGCAGAUUCACUUUGGAUCCUCGCCAUCAUUUCAGCCGUGCAGUGGUUUUUGCUCUUUUUCCUCCUCUCCACCGGCCGGGUUCGUGACAUCUUGCCGCUCUCGAUGUUGUAAUCCCGGGGAAUAUGUGAAGAUCAUGCUGGCGGUGUGGUGCUUCAUGGUCUUUGCUGCAGUGGGCGAGAGGCUUGCAGUCUCAGGUAAGCGAGAGAAGAGAGAGGAGAGAAGGAGAGAGAGAGAGAGAAGGGGUGAAGAGCGGGAGCAGCCUUUUCGUUUCCUUUGCAUCCACAUUUUUUCCCCCUUGCACCAGCACUUUUCUAACCCCGGUGUAGGCUGUGAUUUGAUUGUAGUGAGAUCUCGGUUCCAACCUGCCAACUGGCCUGAGAGCGCUCUCCGAUGCGGUAGAUUUGCUGCAUCAACAUAUUUCCACCGCAGCCCCCUUAACCUAUAUAUCCAACGUACCCGUAACCAUUUUGCCAAAGGGGUUUUCUCCAAUAAACAUGUCAAAUCACUAUGUCAUAACUUGUCAAACAUCAAUGCAAUGUGUUUUUCAACCUGAUUGAUGAUUUCUUAGAUUUUAAGUUAUAUAGGCCCCUGUGCAUGUGCAUAAAUGGGCGUCAUUCUAGUAUAGAGCAUUAUUUAUUUCCAUUAAAGCCUGAAAACCCAUUAUCAAUGAAAUGUGUUAUAAUAGAGAAAUGGCUGAUAGAACAAAUCAUUAGUCAAGUGUGAUAAAUUAGGUCACUGAACCAUCAGUUUACAGAAAACACUGAUCUGAUUGCUUUCUCAGUGUGACUUGUUUAAAAUAUUGCUUAUGAUAUUUAAAUCUGCAAUCUUUUGCUUUGCUUACAAAAUCACUGCCAUAUCAAAUGUAGCCUCACCCAGGCUCAGGUGUGUCACCAUACCUUGCCAAGCCCACUGCACACCCAUGAGUGUCCCUGUUGUACUAUACUACCCCGCAGGUGUGGACAGGAGCCCGGUGCAGGAUGGAGACGGAGGCAUAUGGGACUGGUUUACCCCGGCCGGGCGGCCAGACAACAGGGACACCGCAACCGAGGUCACCUAUCCAAAGCGGCUGGUGCAGCAGAUCCGGUCGGAGGAGGAAAUGGCUCAUGACUUCUUGGAUACCAGGGUGAAGAACGUUACCGGGGAGACCUCGCCCGUCCACUUGGCUCAGAGCUGUUUCCAAGUGGAAGCUUUUGGACUCACGUUCACUCUGGACCUGGAGUUAAACCAUCACCUCCUGUCUUCAGAAUAUGUGGAACGGCACUUUAACCAGGACGGCAGACCCUCACAGUCUGUGGGAGGGGAGCACUGCUACUACCAGGGAAGGUUAAGAGGUUUACCAGAGUCCUGGGCAGCUCUCUCCACCUGCCACGGCCUGUGCGGCAUGUUCUCUGAUGGCUUCUUCUCUUAUGGGAUUGAACCAGUUCACAAUGGGAGCAAUCAGGAUAAUGGCGCUCACUUAAUCCGCAGGAUGCCUGAUAUCAGACUUUCCCCCCACUGCCCAGACUGUAAAGAGGACAGUGAGUGGGAUAGCAGAGGAGGUGAUGGUGAUGACGACAGACCAGACCAAAUGAGGGAGCAGCAGGUGUCUGGGGGGCUGAGGCGAUCCAAGCGUUAUGUUCGCAGGCCCUCCGUCCAGACUGAGACCAAAUACAUUGAGCUGAUGGUGGUCAACGACAAUGACAUGAUGGUACAGCUGCGUCGCACUGGCAGCCAAACCAAGAACUUUGCCAAAGCGGUGGUCAACAUGGCCGAUGCGAUCUACAAGGAGCAGCUGAACACACGAAUCGUGUUGGUUGCCAUGGAGACCUGGACCUCUAAAAAUAUGAUGCCAGUAGUGGAAGAUCCAUUGAUAACACUGCAGAACUUCAUGAAGUACAGAAAGGACAACAUCAAAGAGCAGAGUGACGUCGUCCAUCUUUUCUCAGGACGUACGUUUCAGAGUAGCCGCAGCGGGACGGCCUAUACAGGAGGAGUGUGCUCUCUAACGAGGGGUGGAGGUAUCAAUGAGUAUGGGAAUGUAGGUGCAAUGGCCAUCACUUUGUGCCAGAGCCUUGGCCAGAACAUUGGGAUGAGGUGGAACAACGCACGCAACUCUGCAGGAGACUGCAGGUGCCCAGACACCUGGCUGGGCUGCAUCAUGGAAGACACGGGAUACUAUCUGCCCAGAAAGUUUUCUCGCUGCAGUGUUGACGAGUACAUCCAGUUCUUGCUCCAAGGGGGCGGGAGCUGCCUCUUCAACAAGCCCAACAAGCUAUUGGACCCUCCAGAGUGUGGGAAUGGCUUUGUGGAGCCAGGGGAAGAGUGUGAUUGUGGAUCCCAGGUGGAGUGCGCCCGUAGUGGAGGCGCCUGCUGCAAAAAGUGCACACUUACCCAUGACGCCAUGUGCAGUAAUGGACUCUGCUGCACUGGCUGCAAGUAUGAGCGGAGAGGCGUGGUGUGUCGAGAGGCUGUGAACGACUGUGAUAUCCCAGAGACCUGCACCGGAGACUCCAGCCAGUGCCCUCAUAAUGUCCACAAGCUGGAUGGCUACAUAUGUGAUAGUACUCAGGGUCGAUGUUACGGUGGACGAUGCAGGACUCGUGAUGGGCAGUGCAAGGGACUCUGGGGUUAUAAUUCAGCGGACAGGUUUUGUUAUGAGAAGCUGAACGCUGAGGGGACAGAGAAAGGCAACUGUGGUCCGGGUCCUGAGGGUCAGGGCUGGUUGCAGUGCAACAAGCCGGAUGUUUUAUGCGGCUUCCUGUUCUGCGCCAACAUAACCAUGAAGCCAAAGUUUGGAGACCUGCAGGGUGAGGUGACCAGCUUCACCCUCUACCACCAGAACAAGUACCUGGACUGCCGAGGCGGCCAUGCUCUGCUGGAGGAUGGCUCAGACCUGGGCUAUGUGGAGGAUGGCACUCCCUGUGGUCCCAAUAUGAUGUGUUUGGAGCGACGCUGCCUCCCUGUGGCCUCCUUCAAUCUCAGCAUCUGUGCGGGAUCCAACUUUGGGCGCAUCUGUUCCGACCACGGGACCUGCAGUAAUGAGGUGAAGUGUAUCUGUGACAGGGACUACACAGGGAAGGACUGCAGUGUCUUUGAUCCUAUCCCUGAGCCUACGGUCCCGACGGGCCCAGAGAAGAAAGAUCUGGUGGAGGAUAAGAUGUCUAUCUGUCUUUCUGUCUCUGUGUCCUGUCUACUCCUGUCUUCCUCCACGCACUGUGUCGUUUCCACAUUGGAGAAGAGGAGAACAAAAAAAAAAAAAAAAAAAAGUCUUCCACUCCGGUCUCAAAUCUCUCCAAACCUCUUCCGAUUGUUUCCUCCACACACUCCUGUCUGCUCCUUUCGUCUGUCCUCCUGCCUGGCUCUGCUGCCCUCUGGGCCUGUGGAGCUCCUCUUACCAUACCAGCCAAAUCAUACUCGUGUGGCUGCUUCCAGCAGAGCACUGAGGAUUGUAUCCGGAGCCACGCCUAGAGCGAGCAGGUGGAGACGCAGGGUUGUUCCUCCAGGCCGGUGGCUCUAAGAAAGGUGCUUCGGUGUCUGUGUAGCCCCUUUCCUCACAUCUCGGACAGUCUGAUAGAGAACAUAUCAACGGUGGACCAAUUUAAUAUGAGACAUGUCUUUCCAAUGCCUGCUUGCCUGCCUGCACACAAACGUCAUCUGGCCACCAACUGAGUCCACAGUGAAAAUGCUGGACUAGCACAUAAACUGGCCAUCAGAUAGACUAUUACGAUGCUGAAACGUAACAGGAGUUGAAUAGUUUCUUUCUUAAGAAGAAGGACCUGAGGCACAGUCCCUCCAAAGCCAGGCCUUGACUGAGUGAAUCUCAAACGGACACAGAUGUGUUUUAAUCUCAAAUGUUUGGCAACGUGGAAAUAACUGAAAAGAAACCUAACAUUGGACUGUCAUUAAGCAUGUUUUCCAAAGAGAGGCUGAGGAAGGACUAACAAUCAUAUAAGACGACAGCUCGAAACCUAGUCAACCGUUAGCCAGAGCCCAGACUGAUAACUGACUAUGUUCAUCGUUAUUUCUUCUUUUAACUUGAGGCGUCCUAACCUGCCCCCCCACCCCUCUCCCCCCCACAGGUUUUCAGGUACAAAAAGGGAAGCAAGGUGUUAUGGUUUUGGGAUCAUUUUUAAAACACUGAACAUCGAAGCAGCAGAGACCGUAACUUAGUGUUUUCAACCACAACAUACAUUCCACAAAAUCUGUCUGUACGCGUGCUCACCACUUUCAGGCCCAAAGUUUGUACGCUUCAGAGGUUUAAAUCCGUGUGUUUGUUCAUGAGCGAAUGUACGGGGUGCGAGAGAUUUUUAAAAAGAAAAGACGAAUGUAUGCGUGUUUACAUUAGUGUUUGGGGCAGUUGUGUCCAUGUACACCUUAACACUCCUCCUAUCACAGGUAGAUAGGCAGGUUUUUACCUCUAGAAUAUCAUCUCUUUCUACAGCCCGUUGUGCGCUGCAGCCAUGGCACCAUAAAGGCAGCACAUUAAUAAAGAAUACAACUGUUUUUACUGUAUGUCAUGUAUCUACAGAAAAUGAGCACUAGCCAAUUGUAUGCACACCUAUUUGUAAAUAUGUGCAAGAUAUACUGAAUGUUAAAUGCACUGUAUGGAAAAAAAAAAAUAUUUAAAAGCUAGUUUUAUCUGUUUCAGCUAACAUAUAGCUAUCAGUCUCUUGACACGACUCGCAUUUCUCUCCUGUAGUCGACGCCGUCCAUGCAUCUUUCAAUGUGGCCUAAGAGCUUAGCUAGCCGUCUCGCCAUUUCUCUUAUCAUUCCAGCUAUCACAGAAAUGUCAUGAACCUUUUGUACAUUUUGUCGAUAGCCCUGAGCCCUGGGUGAACGCCACAGCCCGGAGACUUUGUAAUGAUCCCCCCACUGUAAAUGAGAUUUAAAGAGAUCUAGUCCGUGGGUUGAGAAGGCAGCUUGUCUGAUAACGUAUGCGUGUAUGAGGUCAGUUUGGUUCGUUUGAGCUUUGCACUGUGGCAGAUGCACUAUUGUUAUUAUUACAAUAUGUACAGAGUUGGUAUCAAAUACAAUUGGUUUGAUUGUUUUGAACUUUAAGGGAAAAAAAAAAAAAGAGAUGCAUCUUACCCCAUAUUUUUAGACACUAUCUUUUUUGAAUUGAAACAAAAGAAAGAUAUGAACUAAGGCUUGUAGAUGGAUUGAAAUGAAGGGAAAAUAAAAUAUAUAAAACAUGAAACCACACCUCCUACUCUCUCAUCUGGCUGCC